Bombus pyrosoma is the source of this 327-nucleotide messenger RNA. Its product is annotated as longitudinals lacking protein, isoforms A/B/D/L-like. The record is from RefSeq and is a predicted model, not a curated record. NCBI's taxonomy places the organism in Eukaryota, Metazoa, Arthropoda, Insecta, Hymenoptera, Apidae. Bases 133 to 327 code for a protein of 64 amino acids. The transcript has 2 exons.
AUUCGAUUCCAGUGUCUACGUUGAUGAAACCGGGUGCGACGCGACGUAGUAUCGUAUCGCGUGGUGCUUUUGCAACGUGGAUUUUCUACGUUGAAAAAGCUGGAUUAGCGGACAUCGAGGAAGAGGAGAAGAAUGGAAAGUAACAUGAUGCAUACGUGCGAGUGGUGCGGUCGACCAUUCUCUUGGCCCUCCAGCUUGAGACUGCAUCAAAGAAUGGCUUGCGGGAAGCCACCAAACUUCUGCUGCACUAUCUGCGAUUACAAGUCCAACUUCAAGGGAAAUUUGAAGAGGCAUUUACUUUGUAAACAUCGGAUACACAUGCAUUAG